This is a messenger RNA of Larimichthys crocea (large yellow croaker), 3061 nucleotides long. It is a transcript of the gene nectin3b, whose product is annotated as nectin cell adhesion molecule 3b. The record is from RefSeq and is a predicted model, not a curated record. Bases 168 to 1826 code for a protein of 552 amino acids. Lineage: Eukaryota; Metazoa; Chordata; Actinopteri; Sciaenidae. Gene Ontology annotation, cellular component: adherens junction; apical junction complex. Gene Ontology annotation, biological process: homophilic cell-cell adhesion; heterophilic cell-cell adhesion. The transcript is spliced from 6 exons.
UCAGGUGAGCACCGGGUCUCCCCGCUCCGUGCGGGCUGGAUGGUACGGUCCACAUGCAGCUCCGGAGUUGUUGCUGAGGAGGUUCCUCUGUUCGGCACAUACCGUUAAAUUGGCAUGCAGCCUACGGUCUGGUCCUGUAGCAGGAGACCGCACUGCUUUUGAAAAAAAUGUUACCAGCUCACCGGAGUUACCUCGGACAGCAGGCCAGGGUCACAUUAAUCCACCUUUUGUGCAGUAUUACAGGUGUGUGGGGAAGUCAGGUGGUGGUACCUCAGAGGGUGAACGCCGUGCUGGGGAAGAAUGUGACGUUGGAGUGCAGGGUGGAGGUGGGCGCCAACCUUACUCUUACUCAGAGUUCCUGGGAGCGCCGUCUGCCUUCAGGCUCCGUCACAGUGGCCGUCUACAACCCACAGUUUGGCAUCUCUAUACCCCCAGAGUUCAUCCACCGUUUGUACUUUCGCUCACCCUCCUCUCAUGAUGCCACCAUCGUACUUGAAAAUGUGGGCUUUUCUGACGUCGGGAUCUACACCUGCAAGGUUGCCACAUUUCCUCUGGGAAACACUCAAGCCACAACUACUGUCAAUGUGCUCGUGGAGCCGAAGGUCUACGUGUCCGCGGGUUCAACUGCCCUGAUCGACGGUGGCAAUGACACUGUGGUGGCCACCUGCAUUGCCGAGCGGGCCCGGCCCCCGGCUGAGGUGUCCUGGGAGUCCAACCUUUUCGGUCAGUCCGAAGUACAGUUAUUCGACGAAGUAAACGGCACGACCAGCACGCAAGUGCGCUACCUCUGGCAGCCCACACGCCACAUUCAGGGCCACACGCUCACCUGCGUGGUCCGCCACCCAGCUCUGCUGAGUGACUUCAGGAUCCCAUACCAGCUCAACGUGCAGUUUGCUCCUGAUAUCUCGGUUGUAGGCUACGAUGGAGACUGGCACGUGGGGCGGGAAAAUGUUCAAAUGACGUGCAAAGCCAACGCAAACCCACCUGCUCAUCACUUCAGAUGGAUCAGAUUGGACAGUGAAAUGCCAGAAGGGGUGGAAAUCGUGAACAGCACUUUGCUUUUCCUGCGUCCCCUCCAGCGGAAUGACUCUGGAGUUUACAGGUGUGAGGUCGCCAAUGACAUCAACCUCCGCAGUCGGGAUGUGCGCAUUCUCAUACAAGAUCCUCCCACCAUGCCUUCCACCAUUACUGCUCCUCUCCUAACUGGCUCUGCCUCCUCCACCUUAGUGGAUGAAAAGGGGCAUGUCCUCCUGAGCUCCCCCACACUCGAAGCCCUCCCUGAGAGUAAUCUUGGCUCCAUAGUGGGUGGAGCUGUGGGUGGGGCAUUGUUCCUGCUCCUUCUGCUGUCUCUGGUCGGUGUGUGUUACCUGCGGAAACAGCAGACGUUCCACGGGAACUACUACACCAAGCAGUACCUGGGCCCCAACGACCUCCAGAAAGCGCCCACGCAGCACGAGCUCCACCCUACCAAAGCUGGCAGCAGCUCCCACCAUCAGGACCACGACAGAGAGGAGUGGGGCGACCCCCAGCACAAACACGAGCGCGACCGCUGUCACCAUAGCAACGGAGAGGGGUAUCCCUCUAACGGCUACACCAGGGCAAUGAGGGAAAGCAGUCAACACAGCCACCAGCAGAGUCACCACCGUGAACACACACAGUAUUCUAGCCCACGGCAGGCCAGAAGUGCCAGAUACCCUCACUCACCGAAACCACAGGGAAACGGCUCCCCCUACAUGUCAGACGACUGCUACGAUAGCGGACCCGAGGGUGACUAUGUCUCUCACACAGACGGGUCUGUCAUCUCACGUAGGGAGUGGUACGUUUGACGAGAUACCCGAUCCUGGAGGAGGAGGAGGAAGUUUCAUUUAUUAAAUUAGGAAGAAACACGUUAUUUCCCUUCUGCACGCGCACACACACACACACACACACACACACACACACACACACACACACACACACACACACACACCUACUAACCUUAGUCCUGUAGCUCCCUUGUUUUGUCCAAGCGUCCUGGUCGACACUUGAGAUUUGAUGUUUCUGUUCUUGAUGUGGACAGACUGUGGACUGCACAGCCACUUUGACUGCUACAUGCCCACAGAAGUGGACAUGUCACUAGUUUGUGUGUGUGUAGAGAUGAACUAAAGAUCAUGAUGUAUGUGCUGUCUCUGCCUUAUUACAUGGACUGCCAGUUUAUUCAGCGUUGCUUAUCUUUUUCAGCCGAGCGGAGGCCCUGGGGGCUCACAGAUCAUGUAUGGUCGCCAUAGAAGAAAGUUUUUGUUUGUUUCUCUAAAAUCAGCCUUCUCAGGCGAUGUGUCAUGCGCUCAUUUUUAUGUGUAGAUAUCAUCUGAAUAUGACUUCAGGUCCAGCAAAGGCAUAAUUUAAAAAAAAAAGAAAAAGGAUUGAUCUCACUGAGAAAUCAAAAUUCCUUCAUGAUGAUUCACGGUUGUAAAACGUGCCGCACUGCCUUUUGCAAAACUUUCUAACUGACGACCACACCUUUUCUCUUGUUUUCUACUAAAAUGUCCACCCUUUAUGUAACUCGCUGUGACAGGAGACUUGUGAGCUUGAGGACUUGACCACUGAUGUCGCAGCAAUGUCCUCUUUAAAAGUGAUGGCCUAGAGUGGAAACCUUAAGAGCAUUUCUACUGUAUGUCCCCGGCUCAUCUUUUUAUUCCCAGAAGGGGGAGGGCUGGUGAGUGGAAAAGCAGGGCGGCGCAGUUCACCGUAACAGAGUCCAUCAAAACAGUCGAGCCUUCGUAUGCAAAUUCUGCGAGUUUAUUCAUUUUAACCGCUUUGUGUGACUUGUUUUCAGGUUAGUCGUCCUCUUCAGUUCACCACAAACACAUCCUCCUGUCAUCUAACAGUUUAUAAAGGAUGCGUUUGAGAAUUUGCACUCUGGCACCGAACCAGGGCUCUUUUGGAAGUUCAAGAGAGCCGUCAGCAGGGGCAUUGUUUAAAGUAGGCUACGGUAUGGCAGCCACCAUAUGCUGGCCUCCUACUCACAAAGUAUUUUGUUACACAAAGAAAUCAUUGAGGCAGUACCACAAAAAAAAAAAAA